AUGGAACCAAUAGAAGAAUUUGAUAGUGGAGCAAUCAGGAAAUUUUUAAGUGAUUUUAGAGGAAACAAACUCAAGCCACACAUAAAAUCACAACCAAUCCCAAAGCAAAAGAAAGGUCCCGUUACAGUUGUUGUGGCUAAUAACUUUGACCAGAUUGUCCUGGACAAAACAAAAGAUGUUCUUAUUGAAUUCUAUGCACCAUGGUGUGGACACUGUCAAAAAUUAGAACCCAAAUACAAAAAGUUGGCCAAAAAUAUGAAUAAAUACCCUGAUGUUGUUGUUGCUAAAAUGGAUGCCACUGCAAAUGAUGUUCCUACUGACUUCAAAGUUGACGGUUUCCCCACAAUUUAUUUUGUCCCUUCAAAUAAUAAGGAAAAUCCAAUAAAAUAUGAAGGUGAUCGAGAAGUAAAGACCCUUACCAAGUUUAUUAAGGAACAUGCAACAGUUUCAUUGAGCAAAGAAGAAUUAUAG
Molecule: messenger RNA, 471 nt
Organism: Acanthosepion pharaonis
Lineage: Eukaryota; Metazoa; Mollusca; Cephalopoda; Sepiida; Sepiidae
Source: the annotation of a GenBank genome assembly